AAUUCUGCAGUAGUGUAUUUUGUUGUUGUUGACCCCCAACCUCCUCCAACUCCUCCCUUCUUUCCCAAACAUUUCUAGCCACAGAAUCCUAAAAUAGCAAUUCAUGUCUAGAGACAAAGUUUUGAUAUAAACGUUUUCAGGGUUUAUAUUUUUAAUUAAUUAAUUUAUAAAUAAAAAGAAGAAGGAAUUGAUUCUUUGAGAAGAAGAGUGAAAAUAUAGUGUUUCGGAAGAGGUGUACGGAAAGAAGUUUGAAGGGUUUUAAUGGAUUAGUGAAGUCAUCAUCUGGGUUGUUCGAGAUCGAUUGCGAAACAGCAAAAUCGAAGAAAUCGAGCUCGAAGAGGCGUAUGAUCUUCUGAAUUUGGAUCAAACAAGUUUGGCAAAAACAUGUUGAUCUUCUGAAGGGUAAUUUUACUUGUUGCUUAAAUAGCUAUUAAAGAAUGUCUUUAGUUUACUAGAGACAUCGAUUUUUUUCAUUUGUUUUUUCGAAAAAAAUUUCUACUGUAGCACCAUAAAUUAGCAAAGCAGCUCCCAAUACACCAGCAACAAUUAAGAAGAAGUUUGACCAAAUUUCGUGUGGGACAUGAAAAUGACCAAUCAAUGCUUGUUUUUUCUGAUGCUAAUUAAGAAUAUGAUGCAUGUGACUAUAAUUGAUUAGAUAUCAAAUAUUUAAGUUUUUUUAUGUUAGUUUCCGAUCUUCAUGUCUUCCUCUUCCAAUUUCGAGAUAACAGCCUUUAUUAAAGAGUCAAAGGACCUCUUCAUACCUUUCCCUGUUAUUGAAGAAGCCACAAAAAAGUUUAAAACAGUUCUCGGGAAAGGUGGAUAUGGCUCUGUUUACAAAGGAGAACUAUCACUUUCUGGUGAACUUACCACUGUGGCUGUAAAACGACUAGAUAGCAGUAACAUUUCUGGUCAAGGAUUUAAGGAAUUCUUAACAGAGAUUCAAUUGCUAUCUCGUUAUAAACAUCCAAACGUCGUCUCCUUAUUUGGUUUCUGUGAUGAAGCCGGUGAAAAGAUCCUUAUUUACGAGUACGCAGAGCAUGGAAGCCUUGACAAACACCUACAUGGGUUGGCUAAAAUAACUCGUCCACUAACAUGGGAGCAAAGAAUCAGUAUAUGCCUUGAUGUGGCUCGCGGUUUAGAUUAUCUUCACAACGAUGUUGCAAAAAACCAUCGAGUGAUCCACAGAGAUAUUAAGAGUGCAAAUAUUCUCAUUGGUUGUGACUGGAAAGCUAUGAUUGCAGAUCUUGGACUUUCCAAAAUAGGUCGUGCAAAUGAAAGUGACUCUUAUGUAAUCACUAAUGCUUCUGGCACAUAUGGCUAUUGUGAUCCACUAUAUAGGGAUACUGGAAUCCUGACCAAAGAAUCCGAUGUUUAUUCAUUCGGUGUGGUUAUGUUUGAAGUCCUAUGCGGGCGGUUGGGCUUCAUGAAUGUAAACAAUGAACAUCGAUUCCUUGACCGAUUGGCCAAACGCUACUACGAAACACGAAGGUUAGACGAGAUAAUUGAUCCCUAUUUGAAGAUUGAAGUGGACUCUGAUUCCUUGGAGAGGUUUUCAGAGAUUGCAUAUCCAUGUUUGCUUAAUGAACGGGACCGACGACCCUCAAUGGGUUUGGUUGUUCAAAAACUUGAGGAAAUGAUGGCAACCUCAAAGGUCUCGCAGAUAAAUCUUAAGGUACCUAAUUCGAGCCACCAUGGAACCUCGAAUCAAUAUUAUAUUCUUGGUCACAAGACUGAAAACAUUCGUGAUAUUUACACAUUGGGACAUCAAAAGUUAGGCCAAGGUCAAUUCAAUACUACUUAUUUGUGCACCGAGAUUGCAACCGGAAUAGAUUAUGCCUGCAAAACAAUCUCCAAAACGAAGUUGACUUCAAAAGAGGAUGUGGAGGAUGUUAGGAGGGAGAUUCAGAUAAUGCAUCAUUUGGCAGGACACAAGAAUAUCGUGAAGAUUAAGGGUGCAUAUGAGAAUGCUUUGUACGUUCAUAUAGUCAUGGAGCGAUGCAAUGGAGGGGAAUUAUUUGACAGGAUCAUUCAGAGGGGACAUUAUAGUGAAAGGACAGCUGCGGAGUUGACAAAGAUCAUCAUCGGAGUUGUUGAGGCAUGCCACUCACUUGGGGUUAUGCAUAGGGAUUUGAAACCCGAGAAUUUCUUAUUGGUUGAUAGAGACGAUGAUUUCUCCCUCAAGGCAAUUGAUUUUGGACUAUCUGUUUUCUUUAAACCAGGACAAAUACUCACCGAUUUUGUGGGCAGCCCCUAUUAUGUGGCUCCUGAGGUGCUUUUGAAGCAUUACGGUCCAGAAGCAGAUAUAUGGAGUGCAGGGGUGAUGCUUUACGUACUGCUUAGUGGUGUCCCCCCCUUUUGGGAUGAAACACAAAAGGGGAUAUUUGAUGCAGUUUUGAAGGGACACAUAGAUUUCGAAUCAGACCCAUGGCCCCUUAUAUCUGACAGUGCAAAGGAUCUUAUUAGGAAGAUGUUAUGCUCACGCCCUUCAGACCGUUUAACUGCUCAUGAAGUUCUAUUUCAUCCUUGGAUCUGCGAAAAUGGUGUUGCUCCUGAUAGAGCACCGGAUCCAAUUGUUCUUACUUGUUUGAAGCAGUUCUCUGCAAUGAACAAGUUGAAGAAAAUGGCUUUGCGGGUUAUAGCUGAAAACCUGUCGGAAGAGGAGAAUACUGGUUUGAGAGAAAUGUUCAAGACAAUGGAUAGGGAUAAUAGCGGUGGAAUAAGAUUCGAUGAACUCAAAGCAGGCUUAAGGAAGUUCGGCUGUACGUUACUAGAUACAGAGAUACGAGACCUUAUGGAUGCGGCUGAUGUGGAUAACAGUGGGACAAUUAAUUAUGGAGAAUUUCUAGCUGCAACGAUUCACCUAAACAAACUGGAUAGAGAGGAGCACCUUGUUGCAGCAUUCCAGUAUUUUGACACGGAUGGAAGUGGGUAUAUAACCGUUGAUGAGCUUCAGCAAACUUGUGCAAUUCACAAUAUGACUGAUUUUCCUGCAGAUGAUAUCAUCAGAGAAGUUGACCAAGAUAACGACGGGAGGAUUAGUUACAGUGAGUUUGUGGCCAUGAUGAGAAAAGGAAAUGCAAGAAUUGGAAGAACAAUGCAGAACAGCUGAUCACACCAGGGGCUCUCUGGUAGUUCCCUUUCAACAUUUCGUCUAUAGGCAUAUCCCUAUUUUGCAUAUGAUUGUUCUUGGGUCAUACUUAAAGAAGAGAACAGUUUGACAUACUCUAGAUUGUACAGCACGAUAAAAAUAGGUGUGGCAAUUGAGGCGUCGACGCCAUAGUUUAAAUGUUUGCCUCUAUCGAAUGGCAAUGGACGUUUAUAGUCUGAACACGUGCUUUUGUUGACAUGGUGUAUGGUUUCAUUGAUUGUAAAUGCUUAAUGAGUGUAAAGUUUUUUGGUGGUUCAAA
This is a messenger RNA of Erigeron canadensis, 3407 nucleotides long. Its product is annotated as calcium-dependent protein kinase 26-like. Gene Ontology annotation, molecular function: calcium ion binding; calmodulin binding; ATP binding. The coding region runs from base 698 to 3109 and encodes 803 amino acids. Lineage: Eukaryota; Viridiplantae; Streptophyta; Magnoliopsida; Asterales; Asteraceae. Gene Ontology annotation, cellular component: nucleus; cytoplasm. Gene Ontology annotation, biological process: peptidyl-serine phosphorylation; protein autophosphorylation; intracellular signal transduction. The record is from RefSeq and is a predicted model, not a curated record. The transcript has 7 exons.